Molecule: messenger RNA, 854 nt
Organism: Perognathus longimembris pacificus (Pacific pocket mouse)
Lineage: Eukaryota; Metazoa; Chordata; Mammalia; Rodentia; Heteromyidae
Product: protein phosphatase inhibitor 2-like
Exons: 1
Coding region: 178-792 (204 amino acids)
Biological process (GO): regulation of signal transduction
Molecular function (GO): protein phosphatase inhibitor activity
Source: RefSeq, a predicted model, not a curated record
GGCGAAGGGCCGCCCGCCGCGCGGCGUGGGCUGUGGCGUCGCGGUGGUUGGACGACGCCGGCAGUCGCUCUGCGCAACCACGGGCUCUGAGGCUGCCUCUCGGUCAAUGCCCGACCCUCAUUCUCCUGACCCGGAGCAGCAGCAGCGACCCUGAACAGACCGCCCCAGUGACCAGCCAUGGCGGCGUCCACGGCCUCGCACCGGCCCAUCAAAGGAAUCUUGAAGAACAAGACCUUGGCGGCUCCCGCUGUGGUGGCCUCAGCCCAGCAGCCCGGCUCGAACGUGGACGAGGAACUGAGUAAAAAGUCUCAGAAGUGGGAUGAAAUGAACAUCCUGGCUACGUAUCUCCCAGCAGACAAGGACUAUGGUUUAAUGAAAAUAGAUAAACCAAGCACUCCUUACCAUAGUAUGAUAGGUGAUGAUGAAGAUGCAUAUAGUGAUUCAGAAGCGAAUGAAGCCAUGACUCCAGAUAUCUUAGCUAAGAAAUUAGCUGCUGCUGAAGGCUCACAGCCAAAGUAUGGGGUUCAGGAACAAGAAAGCAGUGAAAAAGAAGAAAAUGACCUUUCGCCUGAAGAGCAAGAAAAAAAGCGACAACUUGAAAUGAAAAGGAAGCUCCACUACAAUGAAGGACUGAAUAUUAAACUGGCUAGACAGUUAAUUUCAAAAGACCUACACGGUGAUGAGGAAGAUGAAGAAAUGUCAGAGACAGAUGGAGAAAGCAUGAAUAUUGAAGACUCAAAUCAAGGAUCUGCUACAAGUGACGAACGACAAAACAAAUCACAAGAUUCAUAGAAGACAUGUAUCCAACAUUACAGUUGUUGGUCAAAUACAAAUCCUGUUAGUAUAAUACACUG